Messenger RNA from Anastrepha obliqua, 807 nucleotides. RefSeq names its product UPF0729 protein GD16342. Lineage: Eukaryota; Metazoa; Arthropoda; Insecta; Diptera; Tephritidae. The record is from RefSeq and is a predicted model, not a curated record. The transcript has a single exon. Bases 173 to 475 code for a protein of 100 amino acids.
UUUAAUUUGUUUUGAUUACUUCAAUUAAAAUUUACGUCUUUAAUACUUUUUGGAGUACAAAUAUUCUAAAAACCGUCUUGCGUAGUUUUUGACUGUUUCGGUCAAGCAGACUAUACAAAUUACCGGAAACCAAUUGCAUUCCUUUUCCGUAAAAUAACUACAAUUAGCCGAAAUGGUGUGUGUGCCCUGCUUCAUCAUUCCCGUGUUACUCUACAUUUGGCACAAGUUUUUCCAGCCUAUAGUACUACCAAUUAUACAACGCUACUGGAAUCCUUGGGAGAAAAAGGAUGCUCAGGGCAAUGUGAUAAAGAAUGUUCCGGAAUUUCCAUUUGAGUGCAAAGGAGGCAGCUGUCCAUAUACUGGAUCUAAAAACAAAACUCUAGCCGAUGGCGGAAAUGAAAAGUCAGCUGUUGCGAAUGGCGCUUCCGAUGGUGCUGAAACAGCAACUAUAGCGGAGGCAAAGAAAGACAACUGAAAUUACUUCAGAUUUAAAUAACAUAAACAUGAAAUUUUUACAAAGCUAUGACUAUGUUUGGGUCUCGUCCUUGCAGCAGCUAAAGUACAAACAUAUAUUGUACGAAGACAUAUGCAAAUAGCUAUACAUUUAAGUUUAAGAACAAGAAAGCUGAUAAUUUUUAGCUGUGGUGUGGGUGCAAAGGUGAAUUCACAAAUUUAAUUCAGUUAUGUGUUGUUAAUAGUUCCAAAUUCCGAAACUUCUUCUAUGUAUAAGCACACUUUAAAACAUUUUUGGUAACUAAACAGCAAAAAAAUUUUUGGCUGUAAAUAAAAUUAUUUCAAAUUAUAGUA